AUGCCGGUUGAUGGAGAAGAGACGCAUUUAGUCUUCAAGCUUUACGAUCCUUCCAAACUCCACCACAGGGUCAAUGUGGCUGGAACUUUUAAUAAUUGGAACCCAAAUGGUGAUUUGUUAUCCUUUGAUUUGAAGACCAAGACUUGGUUGCUUGAUUUGUUGGUGGACCUGCCUGUGAACGAAAGAGUUCUAUACAAAUACAUAGUCGAUGAAGGCACUUGGAUAUGUGACGGUGAAGCUCCUUCCACUAAAGAUGAGCUGGGGAACGAAAACAAUGUCACCUAUGUAGUUGCUAUCACUCGGGAUCAACCGGAAGCUGGCCAAAAAGACAAUGGCCCAUUAAAUAACACUUCUGACCAUGAAAAUGAGCUCUUUGAGCCAAGUGAAGAUGCCGUUCAAGAUGGCGGAUCUGCUCCCUCUAGUGGUGAAAGUGACACUCAUAAUGAUGUUCCACAAGCUUCGCAAGUCCUAACUCGCCGUAAUGUUCAUAAAAGUGACUUUCCUGAUACACCCAAUGUGGAAGAACAUAGGCCAACAACGUCGUUCUGGGACCAAGUCAAGUGGUUUUUCCAUUAUUUACUCUCAUGGUUUUAUCCACAAACACAAACUUGA
Messenger RNA from Pichia kudriavzevii, 612 nucleotides. RefSeq lists its product as uncharacterized. Gene Ontology annotation, molecular function: protein kinase binding. Bases 1 to 612 code for a protein of 203 amino acids. The transcript has a single exon. NCBI's taxonomy places the organism in Eukaryota, Fungi, Ascomycota, Pichiomycetes, Pichiales, Pichiaceae. The record is from RefSeq and is a predicted model, not a curated record. Gene Ontology annotation, cellular component: nucleotide-activated protein kinase complex; cytoplasm; nucleus. Gene Ontology annotation, biological process: signal transduction.